This is a messenger RNA of Penicillium brevicompactum, 1239 nucleotides long. RefSeq names its product small subunit rRNA maturation protein TSR4. Bases 1 to 1239 code for a protein of 412 amino acids. Gene Ontology annotation, biological process: maturation of SSU-rRNA. NCBI's taxonomy places the organism in Eukaryota, Fungi, Ascomycota, Eurotiomycetes, Eurotiales, Aspergillaceae. The transcript is spliced from 2 exons. The record is from RefSeq and is a predicted model, not a curated record. Gene Ontology annotation, cellular component: cytoplasm.
AUGGACUACGACAGUGACUCCAGUGGGGAUGAGGACUUCGACGAUACUGGUGUCCUUCUAGGAUAUGCCGCCGAAGAACUUAUCGAAGACACAAUCAGUCAUCUUGGAGGCUGGCCGAAAUGGCUCGAUGAUGCCUCUCCUGCGCCUGGCGACUUUGCCAAUUGCAAAGUCUGCAACUCUCCAAUGCUCCUUCUCCUCGAGCUGCACGGCGACCUACCCGAUCAUUUCCCGACCGACGAACGGCGCCUAUACGUAUUUGGAUGCCCCCGAAAACCCUGCAACCGCAAACCAGGCAGCAUUCGAGCAUUCCGCGCAUCGCGCAAGGUCACUGUCGGCGCACCCAAAGCCGAACCCAAGGAAGAAGCCCCGCAGCCCAGCGCCCCCGAACCACCCAAGCAGGACCUCGGCGCAAGCCUGUUCGGCGCAACCAACCUGACCAGCAAUAUCUCCGCAAACACCAAUCCUUUCUCCUCAGGUCCGACACCAGCUGGAAGCAACCCCUUCGCGACACCAGCCCCGUCAACCCAGGCACCAGUCGCGAAGCCCGAGCCCUCAGCAAACAACCUUGCCGAGUCCUUCGCAGACAAAGUGCGUGUUUCCUCGCCGCCUCCCGUGGCCGCUUCUAAGCAAACGCCCGAAUCAUCGACGCCGGCGCCAUGGCCCGCUCAGUCUGAAUUCCCGACACCGUACAAGAACUUCUACCUAGACGCUGAAUACGAGACCAUCUCACGACCCUCAACACCCACGGUCCCUGACAAUGUCCAGAUGGAGCCUAUGGAAGAAGAAGGCGCCGGUGGCGCCGAGCUCAAGGAUACUUUCGAGUCCGAGCUCGACAAGGCAUUCAUGAAGUUCUCGACUCGUCUCUCGCAUAACCCGGAGCAAGUGCUGCGAUAUGAAUUCCGCGGCGCACCGCUCCUAUACUCAACCGUUGAUGCUAUCGGGUCUCGACUUCAUGUCAACACCGAUCCUGGCACUAAGGUUAGCACUAUUGGCGCAGGUAGCAUUCCUUCGUGCGAGUACUGCGGCAGCCACCGUGUCUUUGAGUUCCAGCUUGUGCCGCAUGCUAUUAGUAUGCUUGAAGAGGGGCGCGCUGGCGUUGGCCUUGGAAAGGAUGAUGCGGGCAUGGAGUGGGGUACUAUCAUUAUGGGUGUUUGUUCAAAGGAUUGCGCACCGCAGGAGUUGGGCGUCACCGGUUGGCGCGAGGAAUGGGCUGGUGUGCAGUGGGAGGAGAUGAAAUAG